GGUCCAUAGAGCCGGAUCAGCACCCUCAAUAUACGACGUUCUUAAUUUAAAUUGUUGUUCAUUUCUUCUUUACUUUUAUUUAUUAAUGGCUUAUUUGCACAUAUCACACGAUUCUGCUAAUGUCAAGUGAAUAAAUUAAUUUCUACAUGUAAAAUGAAAAUGUAAUGAAUGGCGAUGAUCUACCGUUGUUCAUUUCAAAAAUUAAAUAGAUUUUAAUUUUCUGAACGACUCUACUUUUGUCAAUAAUUAAUAAUUAUUCAUUUACAAAGAUUGUUUCACUGUAAACACAAUUUUUAAUUUACACAUAUAAUUUUAUUCUUUUGCUUUCAUAUAUUUAUUAAAUUAACCUGUAUUUUGAAGUAAUAACCACUAAAUUCAUCUACAGCUGUAUCAAUAUUUCUACUAGUAAAUUUAUCUGUCUUUGUAAACAUACAUCAAAACGUCAACGAGUACGAGUAGGCAGUGGUGUUGUGUAACAAUUUUUCUUAAUUUUUCCUAAAACAAUACACAAAAAUGCUAACUUAUAAAUAUUAUGACACUCCAGAAGGUCAAGAUAUCUUCAAAAAAGUAUUUGUCACCUCCAAAUACGCUGCCCUAGCAGGUCUCGGAGCUGCUUCAUUCGAUGUUCUUAUGUAUUCACAUCCACAGGGUAUAUUAAAUACUACUGGCAGGAUUAUGUGGUAUAUUGGCCCUUUGGUAGGAAUGGCUACUGCGUUUACCGUCACCACUAACGUUGCCCAAAACAUUAGAGGAAAAAACGAUAAAAUUAAUUAUUUCCUUGGUGGUCUCGCCGCCGGUUCAGUCUUUGGCGCUUGGCAAAGGUCUAUUACUAUAGGAGUCCCCGCUGGUAUAAUUCUUGGUGCAGCAGCCAUUAUUAAAAAAACUGGCAUUGAUGAAGGAUGGAGAUUUGUUCCUGAAAUUCCUCAAGCCACAAAAACAAUUAAAUCUGUUACACACGAUUGGACCUUAGUAGAGGAUAUUGAAGAACUAAAGAAUUGGACCACAGGUAAGACUAUUAAAUUUUCCCAUAUCUGUAUAUAAACAUAUAACCUACAUUAAAAUAUUAUAAAUAUGUAUUAUUACUACUUAAUAUAUGUACUACUGUAUGAUCAAUUUAUUUACUAUUUUUAAAUUUUUAAUCCUAAUACAUUAUAAACAGAUUUUGUUCCUUCUCAAAAUCACAAUAGAUUUUCCAUUUAUAUCACAAUAUAAAUAUCUUAAUCAUGAUUAAUAUAUGUUAUUUUAAACUUUCAUGGUCAUUAAUAUCAGAAUGAUUGGUAAAAAUGGCAUUGCUACAAUGUACAUUAUAUUUUAUGAGUUCCUGAUAUUACCUAGAUUUAUGAAAAGUGCCACAAUAUUUACAUUCUCCUCAAGAUAUCAUCCCCUUUUUGGAGAAACCUGGUGUUUAUAAGAUUGACUGCAGUUGUGGACUGCAGUUUAUAUGUUGGCCAAAUUAAACAAACAAUAGCUUGCUGCACACAGAAAUCAGUCAUCGCAGAACAUUUGAUUGAUUCGGGCAUAACCAAAGGGAGCUCCAUAAGCUACACAUUAUUUCACUGAAUGCCACUACAUACCAAAAAUGGUCAUGGAAGUGAUUGAAUAACAGCACAAAAAUUUUAAUUUUGUGGAUGGGUUUAAAUUGUUUAGUGUAUAGAAUGUAAUGGUACAUAUUUCUCAAAACAAGAAGAU
This is a messenger RNA of Diatraea saccharalis (sugarcane borer), 1689 nucleotides long. The record is from the annotation of a GenBank genome assembly. NCBI's taxonomy places the organism in Eukaryota, Metazoa, Arthropoda, Insecta, Lepidoptera, Crambidae.